AUGCGUCGCACAGAAAAGUUACGAGCACGACUUUACGUGCCAUACUGGAUUUUAGUGGUUUUGUUAACUGCACAAACAAUUGCGGUUUGCUUUACACACUGUCUCACCGCAAGACUUGCACUUUCAGAGACGUUAAUGCUCGUUAUAAUACUGUCAGCGAAGGGAUUUGUGUGCAAUGAAAAUGCAGCUGGUGUUUUGCGUACAUCGGCGAUUAUCGCAUUCGAGGCACUCAUGUUCGUCAACUUCAUCCAUGCUGCACAAAUGCUCAUCGAAAGACACGACAAAGGUGUUCAUCUCAGAGAGCUGAUUUCAGUUAUUCAAUCGAUGCCUCAACUUGUCGGCGACAUUCCGAGUAAUUUCAAGGUGAACGAGUUUAAAGCGGACAUAAACGCGAAGAUCAGAAGUGUUCUAACAAAAGCUGGUGCACGUCACGUAACCGUCGAGCCACGAAUCACGCAGCAAACCAAGCCAUCAGUUGAAUGGCGACAGUGUAUCCACGACGAAUGUCGUAAUAAGUCUUGUUGUUAG
Anisakis simplex (herring worm) is the source of this 528-nucleotide messenger RNA. Lineage: Eukaryota; Metazoa; Nematoda; Chromadorea; Rhabditida; Anisakidae. The record is from the annotation of a GenBank genome assembly.